GUAAUGAACUAGACAGUGUAACCGAGUUUGAGACUUCUGUCAACCAAAGCCAUCUCAAUAGCAGGGCAUAGGUCUCCUAAGAGCGAGUUCCUUCGUCUCGAAUAAUCCAUUUCACAAAUCGAAAGAUCUACUGGGAGUGCGGCCGCUUUGUGAGGUGCAAUGACAUGACGAGCUUGGAAUGCACACCAGGAAGAGACUAUUUUGUCCAAGAUCCAGCUUUUCCUCAGAUAUGUCAGAUUCGAUGUGACGGAUCUAUUUAUGACGGGUAUCGCAAAGUAGGAUCUAGUGAACUUGAUAGUACUGAGCGCAGAUCCUAUGACGGAGUAGUAGUAGUUGCGCGAAGCGGGAGCUCGGAAUUGAAGCCUGAUGAGUCUGUCUGGCUCUUACUUAUGCAGAAGUCUGAACGUGGCCGAGGAUACCAUCGAAUUGGGAUUGCUAAGGUAAAGGCUGACUAUAUUAGUCGUUCAGGAAGCCGCGUUGUUAUAACGUGAUGGAAUGUGGUACGGGGCAUGGGUUAUUGAGAUAUUUAGGAAGCUCAUCCAGAUUGACCACCCAUAUUUGUCAUGCUGAAGAAAUUUGUGGGUAGAUUAGGCUUUACUGGUUUAGAG
Molecule: messenger RNA, 608 nt
Organism: Fusarium redolens
Lineage: Eukaryota; Fungi; Ascomycota; Sordariomycetes; Hypocreales; Nectriaceae
Exons: 1
Coding region: 165-491 (108 amino acids)
Source: RefSeq, a predicted model, not a curated record